Messenger RNA from Ceraceosorus bombacis, 1175 nucleotides. The record is from the annotation of a GenBank genome assembly. Lineage: Eukaryota; Fungi; Basidiomycota; Exobasidiomycetes; Ceraceosorales; Ceraceosoraceae.
AUGGCUUCGCAGCAGCUCCACGCCAAGGUGGAAGGCCAGGCAGUUGACUCUACGCACGCCAAACCUGCUCACAGCGCGCCCCACCCUCACAUGCGCGGAUCAGCAGCUUGCGUUCACCUGACACCCUAUGCGGGCGAGGCGCAGCUGCCCAUCAUCGCCUCGCUCAUUGAGCGUGAGCUGAGCGAGCCUUACAUCGUCCACACGUAUCGAUAUUUUCUGCGCGGCUGGUGAGUCGCUGCCACUGCAUCGUCGGGCUGGUAAAGCAUGCUUGGCUGAAAGGUUCUCCUGCAACGCCCUUGCGCUUCACCUGUGCCUUCGCUUUCCUCCGCACUUUGCUCCUCUUUCAGGCCACACCACACCUUCAUUGCUUGGGCCAAGGACGAGCCGGCGUCCGCACCUUCUUCCCUCGGGCCAAGGGCACACCAAUUGGGCUUGGACGCCACCACGGAUCAAGAUGAGACCAGCAGCACAGGCUCUUCUGCUCUUUCGGAUCAUGAGAGCGACGAUGAGCCGGGAGCGCUGUCCAUCUCGAAGAGCAUUCCAGUCGGCGUGAUCGUCAGCAAGCUAGAGGCGCAUAGAGGCAAGCAUCAGAGGGGUUACAUUGCCAUGCUCAGCGUCGCACCAGAGUGGAGAGGUCGUGGUGUGGGUGAGUGGGCGGAGCGUCGCAUGCAUGAUGGCGAAGCACCGCGCAUCUGAUGCUCUUUUCUUUCCGCGGCCGCGCACAAGCAACGAGGCUGGUGCAGCGUGGAGUGCGUGCUCUGGUGGAAGGAGGAGCGCAAGAGGUGAGUAGUGUAAGCUAUCAGCGUGCUGGUGCACGGUGCGCUUUAGAGAGCAGCUAAGUCCGCACGUGUGCGUGUGCGUGUCCGCGCAGAUUGUGCUCGAGACGGAAGCAGACAAUGUCGCAUCCUUGGCGCUGUACGAGAGCUUUGGCUUUGUGCGAGAAAAGCGAUUGUUCCGCUUCUACCUCAAUGGUGGGUCGACCAAGUAAGCAGACCUGGCGCGUAUCUGGCUGCUGAUCACGAUUGCAUUGCGAUUUGUGCACAGGCAAAGACUGCUUCCGAUUGGUGCUGCCAGUCACACACUCCAGUUCGCCCAGCGGCGUCGCAGCUUCGGGAACAGAGCACAAGCGACCUUCAUCUCCACCCGCGAGGUUCGAGACGCUAGGCAUUGCUUGA